CGUUAGUUUGUGGGUUGGUUUAGGAUAGAUGUAAGAUUUAGAAAAGAAAAUAGAAAACUUUGCUAAAGCUACAGGGAAAUAUUUCUCUAUAUAACUUGUGUAGAAAACUUUGUGAGCUACAGGAAAAUAUUUCUCUAUAUAACUUGUGUCACAAUUAAAAGGAUCAACAUAUAGGAUAAGAAAAUGUCACUAUUAAAAGGUUCAAAAUUUUUAUUAAAUUCUUUGAAACCGUCAUUUAAUCCUCUGGUAACAGCAGUUCGAUAUAGAUAUCAUGCAGAGAAAAUUGCAAGAGGUCCAUUGAUAAGAAGGUAUGGUUAUGAAGACAAAAUUCUUCAAGAAGGUCUUCUACCACAUAAAGAUAAUGGACGAAAAUUACCAAUGCCAGAAUACAAGCCAAAAAAUCCGUAUACAGAAAAGCGAGCACAUUUUGGGCAAAAUGAUUACAUAGACAUUUUAGGAAAUGAUAAGCUUCAUCCAACCAAAGUUUUAUAUUCUGUACCAUCUUGGCUAAGAGGUGUAUCUGGAAAUGAAUAUCAAGUUUUAUUGAGAAAACGACGUAUGAUGCAACAUACUUUGUAUAAAUAUGCUAGACCAACCAAAUGGAAUGAUUUGAAAAAACGUAUAACAUAUUUGUAUAAAUUUUUAAAUAGAAAAACAAAAACAGGUUUUUCACGACAAUAACUUGAUUAAAAACUUUUGUUACCAGAAUAAAAUUUAUUAUAAGAUAGUUCAAAAUUUUUUUUUAUUUGUU
Messenger RNA from Condylostylus longicornis, 751 nucleotides. It is a transcript of the gene mRpL51, whose product is annotated as 39S ribosomal protein L51, mitochondrial. The record is from RefSeq and is a predicted model, not a curated record. Gene Ontology annotation, biological process: translation. The coding region runs from base 184 to 681 and encodes 165 amino acids. The transcript is spliced from 2 exons. Gene Ontology annotation, molecular function: structural constituent of ribosome. NCBI's taxonomy places the organism in Eukaryota, Metazoa, Arthropoda, Insecta, Diptera, Dolichopodidae. Gene Ontology annotation, cellular component: mitochondrial large ribosomal subunit.